AUAAUUUUUAUGCACAAGUUCAAUUGAAAGUAGGUGUAAUUGUUGAAUUAAAUAGAGUUGUAUUAAUUUCAGGAUGUUAUUCUAAAAAAUUAAUAAGUAUUAUUAAUAGAUCUAUUCGUUUUGGCAGUACAGAAUAAUAUAAAAAAUGUAAAAUAAAAAACACAGUUAUAAUAAAAUGGAAGGCGAAAAAAUAUUGAUGGCUGCUGGAGUUACAGUUGCUGCUGUAGUUGGUGCAUUUGUUUUUUGGGGUCCAUCAGGUUCAUCUAGAUUACGACAAAGGCGUGGACAAAUUGCUGGAUUACACAAUUUCGGACAAACCUGUUUUUUGAACACUUUACUUCAAGCGCUGGCCGCUUGUCCACAAUUUAUAGCAUGGCUACAACUUUACAAUGGCAAUUCAACGGAUCGUAAAAGUCUUAAUUCUGCACUACUAAACACUUUAGAAAUCAUAAAUGGUACACAUUCUACUUUAAGAGGUGAUCCUUAUUCACCUGGUACAAUUAUUCGUGCUUUAAAUGCGCUUGGUUGGGUCAUUCCACAAGAGGAGCAUGAUGCACAUGAACUAUUUCAUGUAAUGUUAGCAUCUCUGGAAGAGGAAGUCAUGCAUCCGAAAAAAGUUGGUUGCUUAUCAGAUGCUUUGCCUGAUAAAGCACGUAUUGGCGAACAUACAAAUCGCCCAUCUAGUGCCAUGCUUUCUGACUUCUUGAAUACCGAUUAUGAUGAAUCGACAAGUCUUAAUAGAUUAGUAAGGUCAGAAGCACAUACACCAGACUCUCCUGCUUCUGUAUGUGAGCAUGAAGUGCGUGGUAGUGGAAGAACUGCUUUGGAUUCAUUAGAAAUGGAACUGUCGUCUUCUAUUCACGAAGACGAUGGUCUUACACACCGUAAUCGAUUCUCUCAAUCGCAAGUUAUGGAAGGACUUAAUAAAAAAGUUUCGACAUCCUGCAGGUCAUUAGAAAGAUUAAGUAGGGGUCCAGGCAGAGUUUCUAUAUGGAACGAUCAGCUGCCUAAUCAAAUACCUCACCCAUUUCAAGGAGCUAUGGGCAAUCAAAUUGUUUGUAAUGGCUGUGGAUUUAAGUCUGCUGUUCGAUAUGAUAAAUUCGAUAGUGUCACAUUAAAUCUCCCAACAAAUAGUCGCGGUAGUUUAAGUUUGGGUCAUUUACUUAGUGAAUACAUAACGUCUGAAGAUCUUACCGAUGUAAAUUGCGAGUCUUGUAAUGAAACAACAAAUCAUACCAAAUCUAUUACAUUUGCAAAACUACCAGCUUGCAUUUGUAUACACAUUGCACGUACCAUUUGGCUACCAACUGGGCAAAUUUGUAAACGUCAAGAUUACGUACAUUUUCCUGAAAGUUUAUCUAUGGCUCCAUAUAGUUUUGUACAACCGCAUUUGAACAGCCAGGCUGGAACACCUUGGGGAUCAACUCUUUCAUUAUUUUCAUCAAGUUUACCAACAAACAACUUUGCUGGUUUUAAUGAAAAUAUUGGAGCAUUCGGCACAAUGUUUCCUAGGAAUUUAUAUAGACUUCUAGCUGUUGUAGUACAUUCUGGAGAAGCAAACACUGGACAUUUUGUUACUUAUCGUCGCGGAGCAUUAAGAAACGCUCAUAGAUGGUUUUAUACUUCCGAUACGAUAGUACGAGAAGUCACUAUUGAAGAGGUUUUAAGUGUACCAGCUUAUUUGUUAUUUUAUGAUCGGAGUCCACAAAGACAAAUGCGUUAACUUCCUCUUUCGUGCUUUUAUUAAGAUUAAGUAUGCUUAAUUAAUUGUUAUUUAUAUUUCUAUUGUUACAAAUAGAAAUGAAAAAAUUUUGAAAAUUUGUUUGCAAAUUAUUAUUCAUUUUCAACUAUU
Molecule: messenger RNA, 1852 nt
Organism: Teleopsis dalmanni
Lineage: Eukaryota; Metazoa; Arthropoda; Insecta; Diptera; Diopsidae
Gene: Usp30
Product: ubiquitin carboxyl-terminal hydrolase 30 homolog
Exons: 7
Coding region: 176-1723 (515 amino acids)
Biological process (GO): protein deubiquitination
Cellular component (GO): nucleus; cytosol
Molecular function (GO): cysteine-type deubiquitinase activity; cysteine-type endopeptidase activity
Source: RefSeq, a predicted model, not a curated record